AAGAUGCGCUUGCAAAGGACUCUGCUGCUGCUCUCGCUGCUGAGCCUGGCCUCCGUCAGCCUGUCGCUCUCCUCCUGCACCACGCUGGACCUCGAGCACGUCAAGAAGAAGCGGGUGGAAGCCAUCCGGGGCCAGAUCCUCAGCAAGCUGCGCCUCACGAGCCCCCCGGAGAGCGUGGGGCCCAGCCACGUGCCCUACCAGAUCCUGGCGCUCUACAACAGCACCCGGGAGCUUCUGGAGGAGAUGGAGGACGAGAAGGAGGAGAGCUGCUCCCAGGACAACACCGAGUCCGAGUACUACGCCAAGGAGAUCCACAAAUUUGACAUGAUCCAGGGCCUCCCGGAGCACAACGAGUUGACAUUCUGCCCCAAAGGGGUAACUUCCAACGUGUUCCGCUUCAACGUGUCUUCAGCAGAAAAGAACAGCACCAACCUCUUCCGGGCUGAAUUUCGUGUCUUGCGAGUGCCAAACCCCAGUUCCAAACGCACCGAGCAACGCAUUGAGCUUUUCCAGAUUCUUAAGCCCGACGAGCAUAUUGCAAAGCAGCGUUACCUCAGUGGCCGCAACGUGAUGACCCGGGGCUCCGCUGAGUGGCUGUCCUUUGAUGUCACAGAUACCGUGCGCGAAUGGCUUUUGCAUAGAGAAUCUAACCAGGGACUGGAGAUCAGCAUCCACUGCCCAUGUAAUACCUUCCAGUCGAAUGGUGACAUUUUGGAGAACCUGCAUGAGGUGCUGGAGAUCAAGUUCAAAGGCAUCGACAGCGAGGAUAGCCAUGGGCGUGGGGACUUAGGGAGCCUGAAGAAGCAGAAAGACCUUCACAGUCCCCACUUGAUUUUGAUGAUGCUGCCCCCACAUAGGCUUGGGAGCCCAGCUGUAAGAAGCCAAAGGAAAAAACGAGCACUAGACACCAAUUACUGCUUUCGAAACCUGGAAGAGAACUGCUGCGUGCGCCGUCUCUAUAUCGACUUCCGGCAAGACCUGGGCUGGAAAUGGGUUCAUGAGCCCAAGGGGUACUUUGCCAACUUUUGUUCUGGACCAUGCCCAUACCUCCGCAGUGCAGACACAACUCACAGCACGGUGCUUGGCCUAUAUAAUACGCUGAAUCCUGAAGCAUCUGCUUCACCUUGCUGUGUGCCCCAGGACCUGGAGCCUCUCACCAUCUUGUACUAUGUUGGAAGGACACCCAAAGUGGAGCAGCUGUCCAAUAUGGUGGUGAAAUCCUGCAAGUGUAGCUGAAAAGGACUCAGCACCACCAGUAGCUGAGGAAUUGCAAUGAUGCACCUGCUGUUCACUGAGCAAAACGAACAACAAAGAACUUGGGGGGGGGCACUGUGGACUAGCCCUCUCAGUCUGCAAUCCAGAACAAAUGACCCAUUUGAAUGGCAUUUUUUAAAAAAAAAAAAAAACAUUGAACAACUCUGCCUUACUGGUUUUGUCAUCUUUUGUCCGGGAGUUUCUUUGGCAACAUGGACGCUUGUGAAAGUGAAGCCGUGUACCAGCUAGAUGUUUAGAGGUGCAAAUAUCAACCACAUGGGAAGAACUACAUUCAAGGAGGCAAGCCUGAACAGGGCUAUGGACAGAGAAAACAUGGAAAAGGAGAGUUUUGUCCUACCACUAGCUUUCUAGUAGCCCAGCUUUUUCUACAGGAUGAGGAUUUUCUUUUGAAGGAACAACUUGCUACUUUCUUAGAAACCAGACAUGUCCAUCACUAAAGAAGUCACUUACUGCUUUAGAAAUGGGAUCCAGCUUUAGAAUGUUUGUACCAUUCUGCUCAGAAUGAACAGUCUUGAGCAAGUUAAUUCUCAUACAGGAACUGUAGAAAUCUACAGUUUUAACCUCCUUAUGAAGUCCCUGCAACAUGACUUCUGGAGUUGGUGGGCAGCCUUGCUCCUAUACACAACCAUUUACAUAGACAAUAAUCUUCAAAGAAUCCUGUAUUUGCUGCGGUGGUUGAAGUAUUAUAAGGAAAUCUGCACAUUUCUUGCACAAGAACCUGGCCCAGGACACACCUGCCAAGGUUUUAUUAAAAAGUAUUAAUCUCAAAUAUUGUAAAAAAUAAAUAUUUUUUGGA
Molecule: messenger RNA, 2071 nt
Organism: Eublepharis macularius
Lineage: Eukaryota; Metazoa; Chordata; Lepidosauria; Squamata; Eublepharidae
Gene: TGFB3
Product: transforming growth factor beta 3
Exons: 7
Coding region: 4-1236 (410 amino acids)
Biological process (GO): SMAD protein signal transduction; regulation of cell population proliferation; BMP signaling pathway
Cellular component (GO): extracellular region
Molecular function (GO): cytokine activity; type II transforming growth factor beta receptor binding; growth factor activity
Source: RefSeq, a predicted model, not a curated record